Molecule: messenger RNA, 2429 nt
Organism: Myxocyprinus asiaticus (Chinese sucker)
Lineage: Eukaryota; Metazoa; Chordata; Actinopteri; Cypriniformes; Catostomidae
Product: nucleobindin-2
Exons: 13
Coding region: 455-1903 (482 amino acids)
Cellular component (GO): endoplasmic reticulum-Golgi intermediate compartment; extracellular exosome
Molecular function (GO): calcium ion binding
Source: RefSeq, a predicted model, not a curated record
ACGAUGGUCUGAAUAAUAAUUUUCCUGUUCUAACUCUUCAUUGUGUAUUUUAAUCCAACGGUUAUCAAAGUUUCUCAGUGUCAUUCAGGUGUUAAUUAUUUAAAAGAUUAGAUUUUUGGUGCACAAAUAUCUUAAAAAAGAUAUAAUCAGUCCUGAGAUUUGAAUGCAGCCCAAUGGAUGACCUGGCAUUAUGAGCCCCCACGCGCUCCCUUGAGGAAGAUCACUUUUUGUCUCAAAGGAAACAGUUAUUAGCCAGUGACCCCCCGCCUGAUCUGCGUGGACGCGCUGUCUGUCUCCUCCUGUUGCUCGAGUCGGUGAACGCUCGCCAGCUGGCAUCAUCAUCAUCAUCAUCAUCAUCAACAUCAGUCUGAGAUAGCGGACUGUCAGGAAGCAAGCGGUAAUGAAAGGAAGCAGAAAACAUCCGAGAUAGCCCGCUAGAAACCGACCUGACACCAUGUCCUGUUUAAAGGGACUCUUCACCAGCUGCCUUGUGUUGGCGAGCGUGCUGUCCUGUGCCAAGGCAGUGCCAAUAAGUAUAGACAAAACUAAGGUGAAGCUCCCAGAGGAGGCAGUCAAAGAGUCACCUCAGAGUGUGGACACUGGACUGCAUUAUGACCGUUAUCUCAGGGAAGUUAUUGAUUUCCUUGAGAAAGAUCAACAUUUCAGAGAGAAGCUCCACAACACAGACAUGGAAGAUAUAAAGCAAGGAAAGCUGGCUAAUGAGCUUGACUUUGUCAGCCACCAUGUGAGAACCAAACUGGAUGAACUAAAAAGGCAAGAGAUCAGCCGUUUGAGGACCCUGAUCAAAGCCAAGCAUGGCAUUGAAGGAGGGAAUGAUAUUGCAGUUGAUCACCAGGCCUUACUCAAACAAUUUGAAUAUAUAAACCACAUGAACCCUCACACAUUUCAGGUGGAAGAUCUGGACAGACUCAUCAAAUCGGCUACAAAAGAUCUGGAAAAUUACGACAAGGAAAGGCAUGAAGAAUUCAAAAGGUACGAGAUGAUGAAGGAGCACGAGAGACAGAAGCACCUGAAGACACUUGAUGAGGAGGGCAAGAGGAAAGAGGAGGAGCACUACGAGGAGAUGAAGAAGAAACAUGCUGAUCACCCCAAAGUCAAUCACCCUGGUAGUAAGGAUCAACUGAAAGAAGUGUGGGAGGAUGCUGAUGGCCUGGACCCGGAAGAUUUUGACCCCAAAACAUUCUUCAGCCUGCAUGACACGAAUGGAGAUGGCUUCUUUGAUGAACAAGAGUUGGAAGCCUUGUUCACUAAGGAGCUCGAAAAGAUCUAUGAUCCAACUAAUGAAGAGGAUGACAUGUUGGAAAUGGAGGAGGAGAGGCUGCGAAUGAGGGAACAUGUCAUGACUGAGGUUGACUCCAAUAAAGACAGACUGGUGUCCUUAGAUGAGUUCCUGGUUGCCACGAAGAAAAAAGAGUUUCUGGAACCGGACAGCUGGGAAACUCUAGAACAGAACCAGGCUUACACUGAGGAAGAAAUGAGAGAGUUUGAGGAGCAGUUGACCAGGCAAGAGCAAGACUUGAACCAGAAAGCAGCUGACCUUCAAAAACAGCGAGAGGAACUGGAAAGACAGCAGAAGCAACUCAAUGCCCAGAAAAUAGAACUGCAGCAGGCUGUUGAGCAUAUGGAGCGGUUAAAAAUACAGCCUCCACCUGAGAUGCAUCUGGAAGGAAAUGCUGUUCCUGAGUCUAUAGGACAAAACCAACCUCUGCCACCCGGACACCAGGAUAUCCCUCCAGAACAACAUAAUGUACCUGAGAAUCAACAAGAUCUGGGACAAGGACACCAAUAUAUACCCCAAGAUGACCAGCCAAUGCUUCCUGGCCACAACAACCAACCCCAAGAUCCACCACAGGUGCCCCUCAAUCACAACAAUGUGCCAUAGGACUAUCAUAUGGCUUUUAGUGCUCAAUGGUUGUGUGUGAUUGUGUGGAGAAACUGACCUAGCGCCAGGCUUACAGAGACUUCAACAAACAGUACCUCCUGCCCAGUAUGAGUCAAUGACGAUGUGCUGCGGUUUUGAUUUUAGAAGGUAAUUGGCUGGAUUUAAAUGCAUAAUACAUCUGUAGGACAUGCAGACUUUGCUGUUUGAUAUAAAUGUUUACUUUCUUUUCGUUAUUGAAAUCUUUUUCAUAUGUUGAGGAUAUCUUAUUUUCCAAUACAGUGGAUUGGAUGUCUGUGUGAAUGCUUUUGUUUUGCACAUUUUUGUUUUUCCCCCAGAAAUUUUAAUGGCUACACAGAGCUACAUGGGACCUAGUUUUGUGGUAUCAGAAUAUUGUUGAAUUGUACUGGACAUUUUAUGUUUUUUUUUAUUGAUUAGGGCCAUCCUGAACUUUUAACUGUUGCUUGCAUUGGGAAUUUUGAGAGUUAAAUUUAAGUCAGAUGUGUCAAUAAAAACAUCUAUUUGAAAA